Messenger RNA from Alternaria metachromatica, 828 nucleotides. RefSeq lists its product as uncharacterized. NCBI's taxonomy places the organism in Eukaryota, Fungi, Ascomycota, Dothideomycetes, Pleosporales, Pleosporaceae. The transcript is spliced from 5 exons. The record is from RefSeq and is a predicted model, not a curated record. Bases 1 to 828 code for a protein of 275 amino acids.
AUGGACUCAAUUGAAGUAUACGUACAUGCGCAGUUCGCCGCUCUCAAGGCGAGAAGAGAGGCCAAACAUCAACGGGACGCAGCCGCUCCCAAAGAGCCUUCAAAGGCAUCCAGCGAGUCCAAUGAUCGCCUCUCCGUGCACGGCAACAGCGCUCUCGGUGAUGCCUUGACGGGCGUGAAGGGCAAGGUCGACCCGUCUAUUCGUGAGUUGGAAGAUGAACAGCCUCUCAUUGAAGCCAAUCUCGCUGCUCUCGAGCAUAACGCCGACCCUCCUGCGCCCACUCGAAGGUACACAGCCGGCUCUUCUCCCACCGAAUCUGCUACCACGGUUUCUGCUCAACCUCCCCAACCUGGUAUGCAAGUUGGCGGCCGCCCUCCGGUCGCGGGUUUCCAUGAGCACGUUGAGCCUGCCGUAUAUCAGGCAUUCCUUAAGCAUUUGGGAGUCGUCCAUGGCAAGACCUCCAUCGCCUUUCGAACAUACCAGGCGUACCUGAACUCGCGUUUUGGCAGCAUCCCCAAGAGCAUCAAGGACCUUACUGAGUGGAAGCCGGUCGACUUCCCGUUCUCUGAUCUGGCCGUGCAGAUUGAGCCGGCUAGAUAUUACUCUUCGUCGUCGUUCAGUCUCGGGCUGUGCGCGGUCACUUUCAAUUCUCUCGAGACUUGCCCUCUUGGUGCUGGCUGCCCUUGGCGUCAUGCAAAGUUGACUAGUAAUGAGAUGGCCUGGCUAGGAGAGCUUGGGGCUAGCAGCAUGGGUUCCCUUUUCAAUAGCCUCCGCAAGGAAGGAGAUGGUACUCCUCGUGUUGUCGAUGUCACUUUAUGGGACAUCUAG